AUGAUCGAAUCGGAGGAACAUGCUCUUGUCUUCCGCUACGACCACGAGCUCCUUCGUGUCGAAGCGUGGGGGCCCAAUGCCGUAAGGGUCAGAUCCACGCGCCUACCUGACUUUCCUGAGGAGUCAUGGGGCAUCUUUAGCAAGCCUCAGGCCGGCUCGGUAGCUAUCAAGGAAGUCAAGACGCAGCGCGGAGGCAUGAAGUCGGGCACUACCGACCUGAUCAACGGCCAGAUCAGAGCCUCACUCUCCUCGCGAGGCAAGCUCACCAUCUACAAUGCGAAAACUGGCCAAGUUCUCCUUGAGGAGUACAGUCGAAACCGCGAUGAUCCCUGCGACCCUAAUUGCAGUGCUCUGCUCAUUGACGCCAGGGACUUUGUACCCAUUCCCGGCGGCGACUACCAUUUGGCGGCACGCUUCCAAACGCAAGAUAGACACGAGAAGAUCUUCGGUAUGGGCCAGUAUCAACAUGAUCAUCUGGACCUCAUGGGGGUCGAUCUCGAGCUCGCUCAUCGCAAUUCGCAGGCUAGUGUGCCUUUCUUCCAGUCCAGUCGUGGCUACGGCUUCCUGUGGAAUAAUCCUGCAGUUGGCAGAGCUACGUUCGGCAAAAACAUCAUCACCUUCGAAGCACGAUGCACAAACGUGCUUGACUACUGGAUCGUCGCAGGCGAGACCCCAUCCGAGAUCCAGCGGGCGUAUUCGGACGUCGUCGGCAAGACUCCCAUGAUGCCCGAAUGGGGUCUCGGCUUCUGGCAGUGUAAGCUUCGCUACGAGACCCAGGAGCAGCUGCUCUCAGUUGCUCGACAGCACAAGUCGCUCGGUCUUCCCCUCGAUGUGAUUGUCUGCGACUUUUUCCACUGGCCUCGUCAGGGAGAUUGGAGAUUCGAUCCGAUCUACUGGCCAGACCCUAAAGCCAUGGUCGAUGAGCUCAAGUCCAUGGGCAUCGAGCUCAUGGUCUCCAUCUGGCCUACCGUCGACAAGCGCAGCGAGAACUACGAUUCCUUCAAGGAACUUGGCCAUCUCAUCCGCACCGAACGUGGCGCACGCACUACCUUCGAUUUUCUCGGCGAUUGCACCACCGUGGACUUUACCAAUCCGAAAGCUCGCGAGCACGUGUGGUCAAUCGCUCGGAAGAACUACUUCGACCUGGGCAUCAAGGCGUUCUGGCUCGAUGAAGCCGAGCCGGAAUAUAUGAAGUACGAUUUUGACCACUUCCGCUACCACAAGGGGCCUUUGACGGCAGUUGGUAACGAGUACCCACGCUCGUACGCUCGCUGCUUCUAUGAAGGUCAGCAAGCUGAAGGACAGAAUGGAGUGGUCAACCUCAUCCGCUGUGCUUGGGUAGGGGCACAACGUUACGGCGCCCUCCUUUGGUCUGGCGACAUUGCUUCGUCGUGGUUGGUCAUGCGGAGACAGCUUGCCGCCGGCUUGAGUGUCUCUGUUGCCGGGAUUCCCUGGUGGAACAGCGACAUCGGUGGCUUCCACGGUGGCGAUCCGGACGAUGCAGACUUCCGCGAGCUCUUGGUUCGCUGGUUCCAAUGGGGCGCCUUUUGCCCCGUCAUGCGCCUCCACGGAGACCGCGAGCCGCGUCAACCCAAGCCCGGCGUUGCUCGAAAUGAUCCUGACUAUUGUCAAUCUGGGGCGGACAACGAAGUCUGGUCCUACGGUGAAGCCAACUACCCGAUUCUCAAGAAGUAUAUUCUACUCCGCGAAGCACUUCGCGAUUACACCAGGCAGAUCAUGAGGAUUGCCUCCGAACAGGGCGACCCUAUCAUGCGAUUGCUCUGUUACGAAUUUCCGGCCGAUGCCCAAGCCUGGGAGGUCGAGGAUGAGUACAUGUACGGCCACAGGUAUCUGGUGUGUCCAAUCUUGUUCCCAGGAGCGAGGACGCGCAAGGUUUACUUGCCGGCCGGCGCUAAGUGGGCCCGCGUAUUGUUCUCCGACUCGCUGAAGGCAAGCGAGCAUUUGCUCGAGGGUGGUCAGACAGUCGAGGUCGAGGCCCCCCUGGACGACAUGCCGGUAUUCGAGCGGUUCGACCGGUAA
This is a messenger RNA of Moesziomyces aphidis, 2040 nucleotides long. NCBI's taxonomy places the organism in Eukaryota, Fungi, Basidiomycota, Ustilaginomycetes, Ustilaginales, Ustilaginaceae. The record is from the annotation of a GenBank genome assembly.